UGUAGCCUACUGUCCACCGUGAAACUGCUCAUAGAGAACAAGAUAUUUCACAUGGAUAGCAACACGAACAUAUAAAAUUAGUGGCCGAAACUGUUGGACUAUAAAUUACUGGUGUGACAUAUGAGCACUGCCCGAAGGGUGAGAGAUGAACAUAGAAGUCAGUCCCAUCACAAAGCUGUGCCCAGUCGCAGAGGUCUUCCCAUGGAAUGAGUUCUCCUACACAGCCCGUCUGAGCCCCACAGAGCCCCACGACACAGACGGAUGGCUCUCCGCUCUGCCUGCCUUCCACAAUCAUCAUCCACCCUAUCCCAUCUGUGAGAGAAUGCACCCGAGUGGCACCCAAUGCUCUGCCCCAGAGGAGAGCGGCAAGACCGCCACAGACCCUGGAGAGGCUCAGCUGGACUUCUACCGUAAACUGGGCUACUCUCCAGCGCAGGUCCAGACCGUGCUGCAGAAGUUUGGCCUGAACACAGACACUAACAGGAUUCUGGGGGAGCUGGUGCAGACUGGAGCCAGCCCAGAAGGGAUGGAGAAGGAGGGAGCCCCAACUACCAUGUCUGUCCUGAUUGCCAGAGGGGAGACCCUUAGUAGCCUGCCCCUCACCCCUCCACCAAUUUGGGAGGAUGCGGCCAGUGAGGAGGGAGAUGACCUGAAACCCAUAGUGAUCGAUGGGAGUAAUAUGGCUAUGAGCCACGGGAACAAGGAAGUGUUUUCCUGCCUGGGAAUCCAGCUGGCUGUGAAUUUCUUCCUGGACAGAGGUCAUACUGAUAUCACUGUGUUUGUUCCCUCAUGGAGGAAGGAGCAGCCCAGACCAGAUGUCCCCAUCACAGAUCAACACAUUUUGCGUGAGCUGGAGAGAAAGAAAAUCAUGGUGUUCACCCCUUCGCGGCGUGUAGCGGGCAAACGUGUGGUCUGCUACGACGAUCGCUUCAUCGUCAAGCUGGCGUACGAGUCAGACGGUGUCAUCGUAUCCAACGACACAUACCGUGACCUUCAGGGCGAGAGACAGGAGUGGAAGCGCUUCAUCGAGGAGAGGCUGCUCAUGUACUCGUUCGUCAAUGACAAGUUCAUGCCCCCUGAUGACCCCCUGGGUCGCCAUGGUCCCACCCUGGAGAACUUUCUACGGAAGGUUCCUCGGUUACCACGCAAACAGCCAUGUCCUUACGGAAGGAAAUGCACUUACGGAAUAAAGUGUAAAUUCUACCACCCGGAGCGAGUCAACCAAUCCAAUCGCUCUUUGGCUGACGAGCUGCGGGAGAAGGCCAAGCUGCCCUUGUCACAACAGAAACACCCCACCACAGGUCCUGGACAUGCCUAUGGCCUUUCCCUGGAGGAGGAGAUGGCUCAGAAACUGACCCUAGAUCAGUGGAAUGGCUCCUUGAAGAAAGGCCUCACCAGUGAGAAUGUUCUUCUUCUCAAGGGAGGCCAUCGCUCCAGCUGGAGGUCCCCAGCUAUGAAGGCCAGCACCAACCGACAUUCCCCGACCGACCUGGACUCGGCCCUGGCCAGUGGCUCUCAAGAGAGGCUAGAUUCUGGGCUGGGCUCCUUCGAGACCCAGGCAUCUGACCCCUCUAGAAACCACUGUGAUCACUAUGGCAACGCUGGGUACAGGAACUGCCAGUCAAAGUCCUCCCCCAGUAUGAAACAACAAUGCUAUUCUCUCCCUAGCAACCUGCCCUGUAGCUGCUGCUCCCAUGUUCCUCAGCCUUCACUGGGCCCCAGUGCAGGAUACCAACAAAUCCACAGCCCACACCAUAGCAUGGGCCCAGCCAGCACCCACAACCCAGACAUGAUGACCUACUACCCCCCUUGUUACCCCAACUAUGGAACACCAAUGUAUCCAGUUAGUAUGCAUCAGUACAGCCACCCCAGUGACUUCCAACAGCAGGGCAGGGUCCACCGUUCACAGCAGACCUUCUGGUCGGACCCGUUCGGGACUUAUCCUCAGACUCUCCAUAGCAUUGCUCAGGUGGAGCAGCAGAGACACUGGUCCCCUGCCCGGACACACCCGAGCCCCCAUGGGGAGGGCAGGGAGAGGGAGGACGGCAGGGAGAGGGAGGAUGUCAGGAAGAAGCUGCUGGCCAUCUUUAACGGCCGUCUGGUGGACAGGGCCAUGGACAUGUUCCCCCAUCUCAUGGACCCACAGAGACUGGCUGCUGAGAUCCUCACCCUGAGAUCCUCACAGGGCCUGUGAUUGGCUCGUUGCUCUGAGAUGGAUGGAUUUGUAGUUUUUUUUCAGUUGAAAGAGUCUCUCUUGAAAAACUGUCCAAGCUACUGUAAAGAUCUGUGUUUCCACUUUAGGGAAACAUUGAUCUUCCUACUGUAUUUGCUUUGCCAAAUGUGUUUUUGCCAAGUGUUUCAGGAACUAGGUCGCUUAAAUUGCCUCUAACAUAAAACCGGAGGCAAAUGAUUGUUGAUGCAAGUUGUAUCUAUUUAAUAAAUCUUUCUAGACCCUCGAAUGUAUUCGAUGGGUAAAAGUAAUGUAUUUGAGGAGCAAUAUUCUUACAGAAUGCAUGUUCAUAGGCCUUAGGGCACUAAUAUAGACACAUGUAUCAAGAUGAAUUAUGGCAUAAAGAGUAUUAUCGGCACAGUGUGCCAUAAUGGUGGUCACAGCUAACUGUCUAGUACGGUCUAGUACGGUAGUGAAGUAGAUGCUCUAUGGGUCAAGUUCAUUGAAGAACAUUAAUGUCCAGAGAAGAAGUAUAAUUGCAUCUUAAUUUAAAAAAUACCUCUAAUACAAAAACAUACAAAUAGAUCUAAAGUCAAUAGAAAUAGACCAGUAUAAUAUUUUUUGCCAAUACCACUAUCUACUUUGUAUUCAUACUGUGUGCAGCAAUGUGAGAGCAGAUGGCUUGUGUAUUAUUGUUAUAAUUUCAGAUCGUUCAGUGCCCUGCUACAAUGCAUUCGGAAAGUAUUCAGACCCCUUCCCCUUUUCCACAUUUUGUUACGUUACAGCCUUAUUCUAAAAUGUAUUAAAUAAAAUAUUUUCCUCAUAAAUCUACACACAAUACCCCAUAAUGACAGAUCGACAACAGGUUUUUAGAAAAUUGUGCAAAUGUAAUAUUUCUUUAGACAAAAAAAGCAGAAAUACCUUAUUUACUUCAGUAUUCAGACCCUUUGCUAUGAGACUCGCAAUUGAGCUCAGGUGCAUCCUGUUUCCA
This is a messenger RNA of Salvelinus namaycush (lake trout), 3161 nucleotides long. RefSeq lists its product as uncharacterized. Bases 146 to 2194 code for a protein of 682 amino acids. Gene Ontology annotation, molecular function: metal ion binding; RNA endonuclease activity; mRNA binding. Gene Ontology annotation, biological process: 3'-UTR-mediated mRNA destabilization; nuclear-transcribed mRNA catabolic process, RNase MRP-dependent. The record is from RefSeq and is a predicted model, not a curated record. Lineage: Eukaryota; Metazoa; Chordata; Actinopteri; Salmoniformes; Salmonidae. The transcript is spliced from 6 exons. Gene Ontology annotation, cellular component: cytoplasmic ribonucleoprotein granule; nucleus.